AUGGCAAUAUCUGGUAUGCCUCCACCAGCAGAAUCUACCCCUUUAUUAUACCAAUACAAUCAGCAACCUCUCAACUCACAACCCCGUCUAUCUUAUUAUCGACCGGACGAUGAUCACCAGCCUCUGUCGCACAAGGAUAUCUCUGGCAACAAUGCUCACACACAAUUCUGUGCACUGACGGGCUGUCCACCUUCCAAUGCUGGGCCUAAGAACAAGAUCAGCAUACCGAAAAAAUCCCUCUAUGGCCGUGUGGUGUCACAACUCUCAUCUCAGCGUCGUGCCUAUAACUUCAGUGCCUCGUUGAACAAUCUGCUACUAUUGUCGCAAGUCGUCCUUGGUGCGGCUCUUACCGCGCUCGGUGCCUCUGCAUCUUCCCACAUUUUGAUCACCAUCUUCGGAGCCACAAACACUAUCAUCGCAGGACUCGUCGCUUAUCUCAAAUCACGUGGUCAGCCCAUGCGAGCACGCAUGUAUCGUGACGACUUAGAGAGACUGGUCGAUGAGAUCGAGAACUCCGAAGUUAUGUGGCGCGGCAUUAGCGAAGGUAUACAUGGCUACGACGAGAUCGAUACAGACGAAGUCACUGUUCGAUCCGAGGUAGCACGACUGACACGUCUCUACGAUCGAGCUAUUCGCUUGAACGGCAUGAACAACCCAGACAUGUACAUGGCUGGCGCAGGUGGCUUCGACGGCAAUGCUGGUGGUGGCGCUCGACCUAGUAGGGCAAUGGCCGCAGGAGCACCAGCUCCUCUACCAAUUGCUGCCCCAGCGCUACCACAAGCAGCUGGACAACCCAGUGCUCCCGCAGCACCAGCAGCGGAAAAUCCCGAAGACGCAGCGCCCGCCACAAAAGCCGCCGUGAAGAAAGAGGACGAAACGGCCAAGGAGGAAAGCAAAGCGGAGGACAAGAGCGAGGGUAAAAAACCUGCUACAGACGGCACCUCCGACGACCCUAGCGAACACAACACGCCAUCGCCAUCAUCAUCCUCCAAAUCAAACACAGCACCACCACCCACACGCCCAGCAAUACCGGCACAUUCGCAAUCUCAACCUCCGCCAACAGUGCCACAUUUACUAGACGAUCCCGACGCUUCACCCGCCACGGCAGCCAGGCUAAAACCGAAACGGACGCGAUCCGACAAACCACAGAAUGCGAAUGGUGGUGGUGUUGAGAAGGUUGCAGGAGACGAUGAGGACCAUACAUGA
Molecule: messenger RNA, 1206 nt
Organism: Lithohypha guttulata
Lineage: Eukaryota; Fungi; Ascomycota; Eurotiomycetes; Chaetothyriales; Trichomeriaceae
Exons: 1
Coding region: 1-1206 (401 amino acids)
Source: RefSeq, a predicted model, not a curated record